Molecule: messenger RNA, 3636 nt
Organism: Xenopus laevis (African clawed frog)
Lineage: Eukaryota; Metazoa; Chordata; Amphibia; Anura; Pipidae
Gene: atxn7.L
Product: ataxin 7 L homeolog
Exons: 13
Coding region: 284-2767 (827 amino acids)
Source: RefSeq, a predicted model, not a curated record
AGACAGGCAGGAGCAUGGAGGCCUCAGUCACCGCCUCGCACUCGCCUUCCCUAUAAGCUCCCCCCAGUGUCGGGCGGCCUAGCGCCUCCUGUCUACAGCCGGACCCACAGCCCUAGGCAGGCCUCCCCGGGCCCCACAGAUGUGAGAGAGGACAGAAGCCAAGUGAAGCUGCCCAUAUGUUUCCCCUUCAGCAGCAAUGAACAUUCCCUAUUGUUGAAGGAAAGAGAGAGGAUCCUUGCUAGUUUCCCAGAACUCACUUUCUCUGAGAGGAGGAGCGGAAAGAAUGUCGGAGAGAGCCGAGGAUGACGUCACAGGGGAGCAGCAGCAGCGCAGAGCGGCGGUCAGGCAACAGCAGCGGCGGCAGCAGCAGGGAGAGAGCUCAGCGGCAACUAUGGCGGCCGGAGGGGAUCGCACGUCCCUGCCCAGUCCCGGGGCCAUGCUGGGGCAGCCGUGGGCUCACUGGGUCGACACUGUGAAACUGAACGGGCUGGAAGAACUGGAGGAAAGUUGGAAGGAGUGCGAUAAAAAACGGGAAGCCAUGCGACUGAGCAAAGAAGAUAUGGCAAUAUUUGGCCUGUGCCCGGCCUACGAUGAGUUCUAUCUGGUGAUGUGCAGCCACUGUAAUCAGGCCAUAAAGCCACAGGCAUUUCAAUCUCAUUAUGAAAGAAGACACAGCUCCAUAAACAAAACGCCUGUGACACCGCCAUCCUCCUCGAUGAACUCCCUGUAUUCCACUGUGUCUUCGAAAACGAAACCAAGCGGCGGCGGUUGCAGUAUCACGCGCCCGCCCGCUAGAAGUAGUGCCUCGUCCAACUCCAAGCUGAUGAAAUCUCCCAAAGACAAGCUGCAGAUCGGGGGAAGCAACCGAUCAAUGCACCCCGUGCAACACAGCAAAGCCCCCCAGGAAAAAACAAUGACACCAUCUGUGAAAGUGGAAAAGAUUCAUCCGAACCCAAAGAUCGAUGGGAUGUUAAAAUCUACUGCUGGUCCUGCCUGUUCUUCUACUGUGAGCUCUUCAAUAAAGACUGGCCUUAAUUGUCCAUCAAUACCAAAGCCACCCUUGCCUUCCCCUGGACACAUACCAAAUGGUAAAGGCAUUCUCUCCACCACGCCGUUUUCCGAAAAGAAACCCGAUGACACGAACAACAGGAAAUAUUUACACAAGAGAUUGUCAGAUCGAGAGUUUGACCCUGAUAUACACUGUGGUGUUGUCGAUGUAGAAACCAAGAAGCCCUGCACUAGAUCCUUGACAUGCAAGACACAUUCCUUAGGCUACCGGAGAGCAGUACAAGGGCGCAAGAAGCGUUUCGACGUGUUGUUAGCAGAGCACAAAAACAAGACGAGGGAAAAGGAAUUGCUUCGUCAUUCUGAACAUCAGCAGCAGGCGCCUGCGCUCAGGGAACCGCAUCCCUUACCUUCAAAAUCUUCCCAGGAACUGCACCAAAACUCUCAUGGACUUACUUCUCCAGAAGCAAAGCCUUCAAUAACCAAUAAGGCCAAGCCUCAUAACUCCAGUCUUCCAAGGCCUUCAGUCUACCCGGCAACGCACAGUGGAAAUGCCCCCAGUGACUCCCCGUCUCUACACGAAUCCCCCCAACCGGUAGUUUCUGCUGCUGAGCCCACCUGUCGCUUAUCUAGUGACGAGGGUGAGGGGGAUGAGAAGGAGGAGUCUGCUGAAAAACUGGACUGUCAUUAUUCUGAUCACCACCCUCGACCAGCAGCUUAUUGCACAUUUGGUAGCCGCCAGAUUGGAAGAGGAUAUUACGUGUUCGACAAGCGGUGGGACCACAUCCGAUGUGCACUCAACUUGAUGGUGGACAAGCAUCUUAAUUCACAAAUGUGGAGGAAAAUCCCUCCGGCAUCCAGCAAUUUGUCACAUCGGAGCAGCACAAAUGCAACGUCUGUGUCUCAUGGCGUCACUGGAUUCCUGUCGCCAAGCACCAUGACCUCUCCCUCUGUGACUGCCGCCUCUCCCUGUGCGUCCCUCGACAAAGUCUCGUCACACGGAACUACACUAAACGCUCAUCCUGUGGGGGCCAGCGACUCCGCCAGCAGUAUGCAAUCCAGACAAGUGUCUUCUUCACCAUCCACGCCGUCAGUGCUUUCCCCUGUACCUUCCCCCCAUUCCAACAAGCCUCAAAAAUUAAAGACUCCCAAGUCCCUCAAGCCUAAAGAAACCCCAGCCAGCAGCACAAACUGCAGCAGCAGCAGCAUCGGUGGUGGCUCAGGAAAGAAACGGAAAACUAGCUCCCCACCCCAGCUGCUAGCGCACCCCCCUCAUUCCACAGAGUCUGUAAGGAAAAACUGUGCACUCAACUCUGGGACCCACCACUCUCCCACCACCAAUUCGUCCCAAGGCCUGAAUUUUGUGAACAGUAAAUGUAACUCUGUCAGUCUUAAACAUGACCAAUCAGGGAGGGGUCCUCCGACGGGGAACUCUGCGGAAUCCAUUAAGAGGAUGAGCGUGGUCAUGAACAGCAGUGACUCCACACUGUCAUUAGGGCCAUUCGUUCAUCAGGCUGGCGAGCAAACUGUCAACUCACAAAACAGCUUCUCCCACUCGCACGCUUCCCUGGACAAACUCAUGGGGAAGAAGCGGAGAUGCUCGGCCGGCACCAGCAGCAUCACCAAUAACACCAGUAAAUCCAAUAAGGUUGCCAAACUGCCACCUGUGAACAACGUUCACGCGAAACACAACAAUGUCAUAGCAGGGACACAGGCGCUGACCAAUAAUUCGCUCCGGCAUCAGCCAAAGGCACGUCCCUGACAGCUGGUUCCGCUCUCGUGAGAAAAACAAACUGGACAGCUUUUACUACAAUCAAAAUCCUCCAGCUGGCUCCCCCCGGGACCCCCAAGAUGCCUUUGAGUUCUCUCAACCUUUCUUUUCUUUUCCACGGUCCUCAGGAGCGGCAGUUUUGUGAACUCUUAUCAGCUGAAACUAGGAAUUUCCCGAAGCCAUGUCUGUAGCAGAGAAUGCGAAACCCCACGGACUCUCCAAUGUUCGGUCCCACCCCCGCUUCUAUCAGUGUUACGUGGACUGACCCGCGACCCACCAGAUUUCAUUUGCAUUAAGAGUCACAAGCUUCUUGUAUUUUUUUUUAUUCUGCAUUUGGGCUGGCAAAAAGGAAACAUAAAUCACUUUUGUAAAGUAUAUAAAAAAAAACAAACUCACACACAGAAAAGGAAACGUCACUGUAAUAAUGUAACAGGAGCAGGGAGAGACCACGUCCGACGAAGGGGAAUACGGCUUUAUUCUAUCCUGUUCUUUCUUACAUUUUUCUAAAGGAAACCUCCGGUGAUUACUAUAAUAGCACAAUUAAUGAGAGAGAUGGACUAUUGGAAGCAUUGGCUUGGGCUAAGAAGCUGCCAGGAGUUUUAAUGUCCGUAAUAUUUUGCUACACGCCACCAUUAGGGUUGCCACCAGGCCGCUAAAAAUGAUGCUUGAUGCCAAUUUCAUUAAUAGUAAAAAACGGCAAGAAUAUAGGAAGGCCGGUAUUUUUUUUCCAGAAAAGGUGGCAACCCUCGCCACCAUAAAAAAGAAAAAGUGUUUGUACCCAUUCUGAACUUCCUGUGAUUGUAAUGUUUCCAUGCUGAAAAACCAAACCGAGGUAGUUCAACAAUACAGAAUAGAAAUCA